This is a messenger RNA of Lodderomyces beijingensis, 4956 nucleotides long. NCBI's taxonomy places the organism in Eukaryota, Fungi, Ascomycota, Pichiomycetes, Serinales, Debaryomycetaceae. The record is from the annotation of a GenBank genome assembly.
AUGUUCAAAAGUCCACUUCGAACUAAAUCGAAAUCACUGCAGGAGAAGGAAGCUGAACCUACCGCACGGCACCCGUACUAUUCACGAUCGUCACCGGUUCCUCCAUCAAGUCAGCAAAUCCAGCUGCAGCAAGUCCCUGGGCAGCAGCAGCAGUCACCGUAUGGAUCUGUGGGCCAAUUUGAAUCUACAAAGUCGCAGUUACCACCCAUCAACACGACUUCUCCAGCAAGACAAACAUUGAGCCUGGCGGGGCAGUUUCGACCAAUGUCUCCUGCCUCGCCAAGCGUGGGAAGCGGGCAGUCCAACUCUGAGCAAGAGAGGAAACGCGCAACCGACAAGAUCAUCAACGACUGCUACUCCAAGACCAUCCAAGUUGGAGAGCACAAGGUGCACGACACGGCUUAUAUCGCCCACAUUGGGAUCCUUGAAUACACACACUCAACGAGUGCUCCGCCGCGAAACGAGGCAGAGGCGGCCUCGUUUAAACAGCGCAUCCUUGUGUUGUGCAAGAAAAACUCGGGAAAAGUGAUGCUCCAAAAGGGGAAAUUCCUGGAGGAUCGACACCUUUACCAGAUUGGAAGAGACUGGGAUCUUGCCGAGUUGAGCACCAUCAAGAGAGUCGGCUCAGACGGAAUGAUUUUGAAGUUGAACAAGGACUACUACUGGAGAACCGAGGAAGAGGACUCGCGCGUGUGGAAGUUUUGUCGUUAUGUCUGCCAGGAGUACGGCUCCUACAUGGGACGAUACCCAAACCUCGAAGGUUUCUCCUUGGACGAUUUUAUGAUAUCCGGUCCACCAAAGUCACCUGCGCCAAUUUCGCUUGCAAGAUUCCCGCCAAAGUCUCCCACAGUUGCCGGUAAUUUCCCGCCACCUCGCACUGCUCAACCGCUGAGCCCAACCCCGCCGCUGGAACACAAGUCCAAAUCGUUGAAACAAAAGAUUAUGCAAAAGCCUUCGUUAUUCUCGAGCGACAAGUCGCCCAAGAAAACGGGCUCGCCCACGCUCACUCCUGCUAGCAGUCUGACGCAAACUACUCCAAACACACACAAGAAAACUUCGAGCGCUGGCUCUUUGUACAAGAACAUGGACUUUACCGUCAAUGGACAGUUGCCUAAAAAGGCCAUGAAGGUGAUUCUGAGAGAUAAGCCAACAAACGUGUCCUCAAAUCCCUUGGAAUUGACAAAUCCGACCCUGGGCAUGGCCCAGGCGAAUCAGUUUCAAGGUUCAAAGCAGAGCACCCCUAGCGUGCAUCGAGAGUCGCCGCAUAGCCAGAAUGCGCGUCGCUCGGUGGAAAACCCGGCUGGCUCCCGCGCAUCAGCAGACUCCUUGUUGACUGCAUCUUCAGAAAAGGGAAAGAGACCACAAUCGAAACUAAGAGGCAACGAGGAUGCUCGCAGUCUCGCGAGCAACGAAUCGCAUAGCUUCAUCUUUGGCUUGUCUGACCCCAAGGAGAAUAACCAAAACCAAGAGAAAUUGCAGCAGCAGCAGCAGCAGCAGGAUAAGAAGGCAGAGCUCCCUGGCAGCUAUAGAAGUAUGAUUCCCAUGGAGACGUUGGACGAGCGGACCAAGACAGCAGACACUGCGCCGCAGAACCGGAUGGAUCCUAUAGCUUUGAAGACGAGGACUUCGACUAAGCCUUCUUACAAGAGCAUGCUUCCUGCUGAAAAGAGCGAGCCACAAGGUUUAGAUACAGGCAGAGGUGUUGGUGGUGGUAGCAGGGAUCAAAAUUUUUUCAAAAGUGGGUACCAGGUUCAAGAUGCAACCGCAGCGACGGGCGGCGGCGGCGCCACGCCAAAGUCUCCAGAAGAGGCUAUUCAAGAGUUUGGCGAGUCCCUUAAUCCGCCCAGGAAAAUGGCUGCUUCAGCUCGCUCCCCCGAUUUUGGUAUAGAAGAGAUUACAGAUGAAAGCGACACUGAGCAAAAGCCAAAGCCACCACAGCAACAGCCGCAGCCGCAGCGAAUGAAUACGAACAAGAGAUUAUCCAAUUCAAUACGCGAGCUUAGGCCCAUUAUAACCAAUGAGAGCCAGGAGCUUCGCCUGCACGUUCGCAGCGGAUCAAACUUGUCCAAUCCUUACGCCACCAACCAGAAUGAAGGCACCAUGAUCAAUGAGUCAAGUAGAUAUGAUGACGUGACUUUGCGGAACCAGGAACCAAGCACCAACGCGAAAAAGAGAGAAGCCGGGUUGAACAUUUACACUACAGAGACACAGGCCUUCUUGGGAGAGUCCACGACGUUGGACGAUCAAAACAAGAUUGAUUCGCAUAUGCGCGAGUUGGAGAAUCUCCUCGACUCACACAUUAUGGGAGCAGCCAAUAAUUUGUUCGAAGAAGAACCGCAGGAUAAAUUGCAACGUGCAAACGAUUUUGCCGAGGCGACUUCAAAGGCUUCGUCAGGUCUGAAGAUUGACUUGAACCAUGUCGGCCCCGAACAGAAGCCGCCAUCGAUAAGGAGAGGCUCUACAAAAGCAUCGAUUCCCACCACGGUUGACUCAAUCAAGUUGCAAGAUUCUCGCGGCCACGAUGACCACAAUACAGAGCGCGGAUUGAACAUUCGACGUAAAUCGGAAAAAGCUGUUGCCUACACAGAUAGCGUACCGGCUCAACCAGCUAAGCAGGUUAUUAAACCGGUUCUCACCGUGGAGCCUGACCCUGAAACCGAAGAGUUUUUGAAAGAGUUGGGUUGGAGUGCCAAGAUGGACUCGGAAACUUUCUUAAAGAGCUUGAUCAAGGAGUUGGGAAAGACAAAACGUGAAACUGUCAAUAAGCUUGUUAGCGUUGACUUGACUUCCACUUUGGCCAACGACGUUGAAGUCGCUAGUGGCGAGAUUGAAAAUGUGCUCCACACUUUCCAGAGGAUGGAUGUUCGAUUAAAGACUCUCCGACACGAAGUUGGCGUUAUUGAUGAGGACUCCAAAGGGUUACAGUUGAAGUUUGUUAACAAAAAGUUGCUUUACAAUAGUCUCAACGGAGCCAUGUCACAGCUCUCAAUCAAUGGCAGCCAUUUGCAGGAGAUUGUCGAGUUUAGAGAUUUCGACAGGUUGGAUCAGAUUGGCGAGUUGGAAGUGAAAUUGUUGAGUUUAUACAGUGCGCUCAUGACCACCAGAACGGACCAGAACCAAACUAAUGCCGAUGGAGAUUUGGGCUCGCUUCGAGCUCUUCAACAACACCGAUCUCAAUACGAAAAGGCCAACCAGAGAUUUGUGAGACAUUUCUGCCUCUUUAUAUUGAACGAGUUUGAACGAAUAGCCAAUCAGUUGAACCAAGAUGUCGACAACUUCAGCUUGCUGACAUUUAUCGGCGCCAUUGGAAGAUUGCUCACAUACAGUGGGAUCACCUACUACGUGAGGGAGAUUGACGCGUUGGAACUAUCAGACAUCAACCAGCGCUUCAAUGAGACCUUUGCCAAGGUGUUGCAGAAUAUGUUGAUGGCGCAAGUGCGCAACAUGAAGAGCCAAAAAUCGUCGGCUUACUCGACUCCAAAACCAGACCACCCUGAACGGUUUUCACCAAGUUUAUCGCGGUCGAAAAGGUCCUCUUUGUCGCCUAGAUUUGCCAGUGCAUUUGAGGAGCUUGACGACGAGGAUGACAUUAUCCCUUUGAGAAAAGGUAGAUCCACGCGAUUUGGCAGAAAGCCCACGGGGAGAUUUGGCGAUGCUCUGAAUGAGAACGAUUACGAGACUAAGAAAAAAGCGCGUUUGGAUGCCUUGAAGCAGCAAAUGAUGGGCCAGAAGAGUAGUCACGACAUUGAAGACUCAAAAGCCGUGGUUGCGUUGAUUGAAGAGUCCAAGAUCAUCAUUAUGUUUCUCCAAUUUUUCAUGAUUACGUUUUUCCACUACGAAGUGUCGGACUUUGUCUUUGCCGAGUAUCUUCAGAACAACCCAUUCAGCGAGAGGAGGAAAAUGACCAAUAUAUCCAAGAGCAACAUUGCUGACAUCAUCAACGCCAACGGCAACAAUCUCACCAUUUCAAACGAUGUGAUUAACAACUUGAACAUGGUGUUGGGCAGCUACAUUGGCGACUUUUCCAAAAACAUACACCCCACCGAGUUGAACAAGCCGGUGAUAUUGUGGCAAUUGGAGCAAAUGACCAAAUCGGUGCAGGAGACAUACUUGAAUCAUGAGUAUCUACUCUACAAUUUCUUGAAAAAAGUAAGCGACCAGUACCAGGCGCAAUGGAAGAAAUACGUUGGUGAACAAAUUGAGGCUGUCAACGAUUCAAUCAUUGGCACUAGAGCUGGUGUCUUGCCAGCAGUGAAGAAAGUGAGCUUCUUGUUGUUGAUCACCGAGACCUCAUUUGACAACAGAGACGUUCGGGGCAGUGCCACUCGAAGCAUGAUUGACCAGGCAUAUGACCGCAUUUCAGAUAGCCUUGUGCACUUGUUCUCGCGCGAAGACCCACUCAUGAAAGGGCGCAGUAUGGAUGGCCAAGAGCGCGAGUUUAGAGAAGUAUCAACGGUGGAGAACAUUUUCUACAUUUUGCAACAAGCUAGCGAAUUGACCAGCACAAAUAGCACAGCAGCCAAGAAAUUGACCGAUAAGUUGACCCAAGUAUUUAAAAAGAAUGAACGGUCCUAUUUCCAACACCAGCUCGGCCCAAGCUUUGGACCACUCGUGGAUUUCAUCGAGUCGCAUAAGGACGAACAGCAAGGUUCAAAGGGCCACAAGAGCAAAAAACACGCCAAGCAGUUGCUUUCGCGGUACUCUGAGCACGACAUCAAGACUCAGGUGGGACACAUUCACGCGAGACUCGAGCAGCAUUUCACCAAGACGCGCGAGAGCGACGCCAUGUUUACGAAGGACUUGAUGGAUAGACUCUGGUUGGACUUGGAGACUGUGUUUAUCGACUAUUUCACGCGCUUGGGCAAAGUUUUAAGAUAUAGCUAUGAUCGCGAUUUGGAGUAUAAUGUCGGUCGACAGGACAUCCACCACAUUUUCAAAUCCGUGAGAGACAGCUAG